CCUUAUCAUAAAUUUGUCUCAGUAUGUGUAUAUUUAAAUGUACAAUGCGGUCAUUUCUGUUCCUCGUAGUUCUAUGUUGCAAAUUAAGAAUCAGUGUUUCCGUCACUUGCCCAAAUGAUUGUCAUUGGAAUGGGAAGUGUGACACUAAUAGUGGUAAAUGCCAGUGUUUUGAGGGUUUUAUUGGUAAUGAUUGUGCUGUUGAUUGUGGAUGUAAAGGUCACGGGACAUGUAAAUCUGACAACACCUGCCUCUGUCAAGAUGGUUGGAAAUGGUAUGCAGCGCAGCACAAAUGUAUCUGGGAUUGCCAGUGUCCAAAUGGGAUACAGUGUAUUGGUCCUGGUAUAUGCGGCUGUUCUACAAACUGUCAUCAAGGUACUUGCUGGAAUGGUCAGUGUGAAUGUUUUGAGGGCUACAGUGGAAAUGACUGUUCUCAUUAUAACCCGAACAUCAUGGCAAAUAAGGAUGUGUCUGUUGGUAUAAACGUUGGAGGUCUAUCGUAUUAUUCAUCUGAGCUGAAAUAUGUGGAUAUUGCUAAACUUUCUCAGUCCUGGAUUACACAGAGAACCAGUGGACCCAACGCAAAUAAAUGGGAUACAAAUGAACAAAAUUUGGUCAAUUGGAGAAAUGACGGAUACCCUGCUUCUCUACAAGAUAAUAUGAGAUUAGGGAAAUUGAUGUUAAGAAGUACCAUUGGCCUCUAUGCUCCAAAAGGGAAUUACACUCUGUUGUACGACGGAGAGGGCGACAUAUCUUUCAGAUUUGCCCAUGAACACAUCAUGUUUAAUGGCAAAGGUAGAAUGGUUAUAAAUAUAAACGAAGGAAAAAAUGGCAUCGACCUUAUUCUCAGCAGAACAAAUCCAGCCAACCCUGUUCGAAAUGUUCGUUUUAUUAUGCCAGGAUUUGAAGAUCGAUACGAGAAAUUUCCUUUUUAUCCACCAUUUUUGGAAACUAUCAAACGAUAUUCUCAACUACGUUAUAUGGACUUUUUACACACUAAUGGACAUACGCCUGAACCUACAACAUGGGACGACAGACGCAAACAGGAACAUCAUACACACACGGGAUCAGAAGGGGCAGCUAUUGAACACAUGAUAGAUUUGAGCAAUCGUAUUGGUGCAAAUCCAUGGUUUAAUAUGCCUCAUGCUGCAGAUGACAACUUCAUCACCCAGUUUGCUAAGUUAGUUGAGAAUACCCUUCGAAAUGAUCUAAAGAUUUACAUUGAAUAUUCAAACGAAGUAUGGAAUGGAAUAUUUCGACAGACUCAUUAUACCCAGGAACAAGGCACGAAGCUUAACCUAGAUCCACAAAGCUGGAAAGCAGGAAUGAAAUACUAUAAUAAGAGAUCUUCCGAAAUCAUGCAAAUUUGGAAAACGGUUUUCGGAUCACAACCUGACAAAAUUGUAACAGUUUGGGCAUGGCAGACAGGUAACCAAGACUACACAAGACAAGCCAUUGAGGAUUUGGGAAAUAGAACACGAAACUUUAAAGCAAUAGCUAUUACUGGUUAUUUCGAUUGCAAUAAUCUCGCAGGCAAGCAUGCAGCAGAGAUGUUAAACAUGUCGAAUAUUCAAAUGGAGACAUAUUGCAAUAAUCAAAUGUCGCAAUCAGAGUCGUCAUUUCAAUAUUUUAUGGACCUCGCCAAGAAACAUGGACUUAAACUUCUGAUGUACGAAGGCGGACCAUCAAUUAUGGAAGGCAGUGCUAUUGCCCAAGGAUUAAGUCACGACGACGUCACGAAUAAAGCAAUCGCUUUUAAUAGAGAUCAACAUAUCAAGUCUGUAGUAGAUAAUCUUCUUGAAGCUUGGUAUAAGAUCGUGAUUAAUGAUCCACAAAAUUCAUCACCAGGUGGAUUGUUCAAUUAUUUUUCCUCCACUGGCACUCCAUCAAAAUAUGGCAGUUGGGGAAUGCUUGAGUACACCGGACAAGAUCCUGGAACAGUACCUAAGUAUGUAGCGACUCAGAGUUUCAUUACGCGACAUUAUAGUCAUAGUCCUGUAGAUAUACCAUGCAGUUUUCUUCAGCAGUCGACCCUUGGCUAUGGCUGUUUCUUACAGAAACGUGGAGCUCUUCGUUGGCGUUGUGCUGUAACGGACGAUGAUGGCACCACUUGGUCGUACUACCCAGACGUUGGCAACACUGGAGAUACUCUUGUACUAGAUGGAUUUAACCCUACUACAUAUACAGUGUAUGUCAGAUCGGUAAACAAGAUAGGGGUCAACAAAUAUCACAGCAUAGACACACGAACAACAAAUACAUGGAAAACCUAUACAAGCUUUGAUUACUACAGUUCAGUAGCAUCCAGAAAAACACAACGUCGACUUCCUAACGGUGUAUACAACUAUUUAGAUACACAAGCCAGAUGUUCUUGACAAAUCUAAUUAAUCCAGCUCUCUCAGCGCAGUUUGUCAUUUCAAAAUAAAAUAAAAUAAAAAUUAUUUGUUCAA
Messenger RNA from Mytilus trossulus (common blue mussel), 2444 nucleotides. RefSeq lists its product as uncharacterized. Gene Ontology annotation, molecular function: scavenger receptor activity. NCBI's taxonomy places the organism in Eukaryota, Metazoa, Mollusca, Bivalvia, Mytilida, Mytilidae. The record is from RefSeq and is a predicted model, not a curated record. The coding region runs from base 24 to 2369 and encodes 781 amino acids. The transcript has 15 exons.